CAGACCCCCAUCUCCGAGUGCUCCAGACGUUCUCAUUGGCCAGACCUUUCUACAAAUCCAACUCAGCAACUUCACUCAGAACAGACUAACAAAUUAUAACCGUAUGUAUUUUACCAACAUAAACGCGUUUGCACUCUACCAUACAUUGGUGCAAGUGUUAAAGAUGAAAGUUUUGUCGGUCUUUUUAUUCUAAUAUAUCCAAAGCGACAGUUACUUUUGAUUGGUUAUCUUAUAGGAUUUCGAAAUUAUAGAGAGAGAUAUUUGAUUCAAGGAAAGGAUUGGACAAAGAACUAUCUUCUCCGGCCACAAUCCUGACGAUUACUGGUGCGGACAAAACCAAGAGGCAGAGUGAAAAGCUUAGGCAUCCAGCGGCAAAAUCGAGACAGUGAGAAAAAGAACCGAUAAACAACCAAGGACAUCUACGGGCCUUACCCAAUUUUCAACAUUUUCUCCAACUUUACCCCCCAGUCCAACAUUAGCAUGAUGUCGUAUCUGAAGCAACCACCUUACACAGUCAACGGACUGAGCUUAACGACCUCCGGAAUGGACCUUCUGCAUCCAUCCGUAGGCUAUCCAGCGACACCCCGUAAGCAGAGACGAGAAAGGACAACUUUCACACGCGCCCAACUUGACAUUUUGGAGGCACUGUUCGGCAAAACUCGCUAUCCUGAUAUAUUCAUGCGCGAGGAAGUAGCACUAAAAAUCAACCUACCAGAGUCUCGUGUACAGGUUUGGUUUAAGAACCGAAGGGCAAAGUGUCGCCAGCAGCAACAGCAGCAGCAGAACGGGGGCCAGAACAAGGUGCGACCAGCCAAAAAGAAGAGUUCUCCAGCCAGGGAAGCGAGCUCUGAAAGCGGGGCGAGUGGCCAGUUCACACCGCCCUCAAGUACUUCAGUCCCGACCAUCUCAACUAGCACCGCACCGGUAUCUAUCUGGAGUCCAGCCUCUAUCUCUCCGAUGGCUGACCCUCUCUCUACCUCCUCUUCCUGCAUGCAAAGAUCAUACCCAAUGACCUACACACAGGCCUCGGGAUACAGCCAAGGCUAUGGCGGAUCAACGUCAUACUUCGGCGGAAUGGACUGUGGUUCUUACCUUACUCCCAUGCAUCACCAGCUGUCUGGCCCCGGGACGACACUCAGUCCUAUGAGCACCAACGCUGUCACAAGCCAUCUGAGCCAGUCCCCUGCGUCCCUCUCCACUCAGAGCUACGGAGCCUCGGGGCUAGGCUUCAACUCCACCGCGGACUGCUUGGAUUAUAAGGACCAAGCGGCAUCCUGGAAACUGAACUUCAACGCAGAUUGCUUGGAUUAUAAAGAUCAGACUUCAUCUUGGAAAUUCCAAGUCCUGUGAAAAAACAAUGUGUAAACUAUUCAAACAAAGACAAUGAUAAAUCAAACAUAUAGCUCUGACAUCCUUCAAUAAGAUAUAUGCUUAAAAUACUGAAUAUUCGUGUCGUCGGUAAGGAACUGCGAGAGAGAGGGGUCUAUCGGUGGCGCCUCGCGUUGUUGGCAUGAUGUUUGGCCCCAGCCUGUAGAGGAGAAUUUAGAAUUUAUUUUAGCGUUGGCUAAGAGACUUUAUUUUCAUUAACCUCACAGGUUGUAGCCCUCUCACAUGUAUGUCUGUCAGUGUGUGCCUCUAUGCUUACAACACCUGUUGGUUAAUUUAAGGAAAACUCGGAGGUGACCCUUAGUAAUUUAUGGUACAUCACAGCCAGGGAACAAAUCCUUAUCCCAGAACAACAUUGCUAGAGGAGCGGAUCUUUUGGUUAAGAGCUUUGGAUGGACAGGCUUCGUUUAAGCCUUACAACUAGCCGACCUAUUGGUAGAGAGACUGAUCAGGAUGGUGUGUGGACUGCGCGCACCCGAGGCGACAUGGAUGCACUACUUUAUUUAAGAAAAAGUGUUUAUAAGGAAUCAAUAUGUAGUUUCUAAGAGACAAUCAGUGUGCGUCUUAUAUAAAUGGUACAUAUGUGUUUUUUUAAAUCUGUGCUAGCCUUCGAAACUGUGAUCUGUUGUAUUGUAUGCAAUUUGUGAGCUCCCUCGCAUCAGCGAUGACUCUCUGCUGUGAUUUUAAUAGAUUUGUAACUUUUUGAUCAAAAAAAAAAAAAAUGGAUAAUGAGAAAAUAAUUAUUAUUGCAAGAGACAACCUGACUGUCCAAACCCAUAGUAGAACAUCUGAGGUGAUACUGAAAAGAAACUUGAUUGCUGAGAGCUCUCUAGAUUUGCGCGUUGUUCUCCGUUGAUCACACACGCUGAUUGUGGAUACCUAUAACAUGGCUCCAAAGAUGGUGUGACCCCACCGCUGAACAGACAUGAAUAAAGGUCCUGUGAUCUGACCCCCCUCCCCCCAUUUAUCAAUUCACUUAAUAUGGAUUCACUAUUGACUGUGUGUGAGUGUGUGUGUGUGUUGAUUAUCAUAUUUAUGUAUUUUACAAGGUGAUCCUUGGACCAAUAUGGAUUAAACGUUGUGUAAGUAG
This is a messenger RNA of Oncorhynchus masou masou (cherry salmon), 2476 nucleotides long. Its product is annotated as homeobox protein OTX2-like. The transcript is spliced from 5 exons. Gene Ontology annotation, biological process: regulation of transcription by RNA polymerase II; multicellular organism development. NCBI's taxonomy places the organism in Eukaryota, Metazoa, Chordata, Actinopteri, Salmoniformes, Salmonidae. Gene Ontology annotation, cellular component: nucleus. The coding region runs from base 481 to 1350 and encodes 289 amino acids. The record is from RefSeq and is a predicted model, not a curated record. Gene Ontology annotation, molecular function: DNA-binding transcription factor activity, RNA polymerase II-specific; RNA polymerase II cis-regulatory region sequence-specific DNA binding.